CACGAAGAAGAUGAAGUUUUGUUUCCGGUUCUUAAAUAUGACGCGUUUUGGUGUUUCGUGGACAAGGUUUAGGUAGUUCAGUAUUAAUUUAUUCCUAUUUAAAAAAAUUCAAAUGAAGCCAGAAGUCAUAAAAACGAAAACAAAGCGGUCCAAAGCAUCUGCGCUCCAGUUAUCCAGAUUGUGAGGUUUUACACUGAAGAGGCCGUAUGGUGACACCUGGUGCCAGCUGCUAACAUCAUUUGGGUCUGCAUGUGCAACGUCAGUCAGCAAUGGCCAGCAACUUCCGCAGCUACAUUUGGGACCCACUUCUCAUCGUCUGUCAGAUUGUGUUGAUGCAGUGCAUCUACUACAGCUUCUUGGGCCUGUGGAUGGCUGGGGUGGACAGUCUUGUGCAAAGUAGCAAAUCACUGGAUCAGAUUUUCAGCUAUGAAGUCCUUGGGUUUGCAACCAUGCAGGGGAGACUCUCAGUGAUGGCAUUCAUCUUGAACUCCCUUACCUGUGCCGUCGGUCUGUGGUUCUUCAUCCGCCGAGGGAAACAGUGCCUGGACUUUACGGUCACAGUUCACUUUUUCCACAUGAUCGGCUGCUGGAUCUAUAAUUCCCAUCUUCCCUCUGCCCUGUCCUGGUGGCUCGUCAACGUAGCCUGCAUGGCGCUGAUGGCCGUAAUCGGAGAGUACCUGUGUAUGCGGACUGAGCUCAGGGCAAUUCCUGUCAACAGUGGACCCAAAUCCAACCUGUGAUCCUUAGUUUUUGGGUACCACGCUGAUUUUUAAUCUCCAAGGAACUUGAUGGUGACAUUUUUUUUUUUGUCAUCGUUGAUUUAACAAAGAAAGGAACAAAAAUCUAAACACAAUUUGGAUUAUUCUGCAUCAUAUCAUCAAGUGACUUGAUAUUUAUUCACAGCUGCUCAUUAAAUGUCGAACAGUAUUAUCUGUAAGGUGUAAAACUGUUUGCUUUAUUGUUUUUAAAGUAAACAUCAGCUUAAAGUUUCAUUCAAACAGAGUUCAUACAUUCCUACCUGUUAAGCUCCAUGUCUGAGCUAUCAGGUUCUCUAUACUCUAAACAUGCACAUUAUUGUGUGUUUGUGUGUAGGUGUGUUUAUUGUAAUCUUCUCACACUAUUCAAUCAUCUUCACCAGAUACAAUCAUGUUUCCUGCGUCAUAAACAGCAUGAUGUUAGUCAGGAUAACGUUUGUGUGUUCAUUCUUGUAACAGACUUGGUGUGAAUUUUGUUUCCUUUAGUUGAACUUGUUCAGCCUUCUGCUCAGCUAGCUUUAUUUAGUUGUGUGUUUUAUUUUUGGGUAAUGCAGACACCUUGUCAGCCAUGCAGAACUCACUUAUUGGUCAAACUGUGUCUCUUCUCAUGCUUUUACAUCCAUUGAAAUGAACUGAUUUCAUUCAAGUGUCAGAACACCCAAAUAGCAGAUGUUCUCCAUUCUUGGCAUUGAGGAGGAAUAUUGGUGAUGCAUGGUUGCUCUGCAGGGGAAAAUCAGCAGCAGGGUUUUCGUUAGCAGUGCAUUUCUCACUCCUGAUUAGGGAAAUAUGAAAUAACAAGUGCAGGUAUUUUGUAACUUCACAUUUUUAAGGGUAAAAUGAACAUUAUGUGUCUGGAAACAUUUGAGAAGUAUUUUAACUGUAGGAAAGUGGCUCUUUCAGUCUGGUGAAACAAAUGGAAACUUGUUAUUUAACUCCUAGCUAUAGUGUCUGCUACUUCCAACCGGAAGUAGCAUGUUCCCUGAACAUGCUACAUAUGACAAAAUGCAUUUUACAUCUGUAUUUAAUACAUUUAAUAUGUGUAAAUAUUAAGUAAGGGAUAAAGUUUACCAGUACUACAAAUGCUGAUACUGUUUAGAGUUUUGAUUGAGCCGAAUCCUGAUGUAGAGAGCCUGCCUGAUGAUCUCUAGAUGCUCAGUAAUGGUGGAUGUGUCGUGCGUAUCUGGUGAUGCAGUGAUACAGUGGUCCUCCAGGAUGGAAGCAGUAAGACAGACCGUCUCACCUCACCCUCUGAUGGUCCUCCAUUACAUUCUUGCUCAUGAGAUUUUCUUUAGAAGGGUAACCAAGACAAAUAAGGAGAAAUGUUUUUGCAUUUAAUGAGUUUUGUUAUUGCGUGCUGCAAGUUCUUUUUUAAUCAUGGAAAAAUGUAAUGAGUGUUUUAUUUUUGCUGCUGCUAACACUAAAUCCUAAACUUUCUGCUUUAAUUCAAUCACUGCAUUAAAUUAGACUUUUUUCCAGA
Messenger RNA from Nothobranchius furzeri (turquoise killifish), 2232 nucleotides. RefSeq names its product SYS1 golgi trafficking protein (gene sys1). Gene Ontology annotation, biological process: Golgi to plasma membrane protein transport; protein localization to Golgi apparatus; Golgi to endosome transport. Gene Ontology annotation, cellular component: trans-Golgi network; Golgi membrane. Lineage: Eukaryota; Metazoa; Chordata; Actinopteri; Cyprinodontiformes; Nothobranchiidae. The record is from RefSeq and is a predicted model, not a curated record.